Molecule: messenger RNA, 423 nt
Organism: Cyclocybe aegerita
Lineage: Eukaryota; Fungi; Basidiomycota; Agaricomycetes; Agaricales; Hemipholiotaceae
Source: the annotation of a GenBank genome assembly
AUGGUCAACUCCUUCGCCAACAUCAGCGUCCUUGACGAACUCGAUGGAGAAAAUCUGCACAGAUUAUCCAACGGGCUGACGUUGGAAGUUGAUCUUCAUAUUCUGUUUGACACGCUUAAACUCUGGUUCGAGGAGGUUCAGAAUCAACCAUAUACCUACGACGUCCACACCUUACGACUUCAUGGCUUUCUUCCGCAACCCCGUCGCGUUACUUUCAAGUCAACGGACCCAGCUUUAGAGCUACCCAACUCGAAAUAUCUCAAGCUUCAUGCCGCUGUCUGUCGAGUAGCCCACAUGUCUGGCGCUGCUAAAUACUUGGAUCUUCAUGACCGGGAAGUGGAAAUGAGGGAAGUCAUGGCUCAUGAUGGUUCUUCGGCGGAGCUUUUAGAUUCUCGACUUCAUAGGGUAGUUCUUACGGUGUGA